AAUAAGUAUAAUAAUAUGUCUUUUAUUUUCUAACAUUUUAUCAAAUAUUUGUGACACGUGACAUAUUGUUUGAAUGUUCUUAAUAUCUCGUCAAUUAGUUAUCUCAUCAAAUCAGUCGCUGAUACAAUAAGAGUAUAAAGUACUGACGAAAAGUAUCAAAAGCGUACAAAUUAGACAAGUUAACCAUAAUUUUUGGACAUUAUCUGGUGAUACGACAAUUACUGUAAAUAUUUUACGAUUAACAUACAAAUAUUACAUUUUAUUUUUAAUUAAAAUAUUCACUAAGUAGAUCAAUUUGCUAAAGAAAGUAUCAAAAUUGAUCGAUGACGUAAUGUUUGUAUGUUGUAUGUCGAAACCAUUUUGUCACGAAAUAUAAUAAACUGCCGUAGAGCAUAUUACAAUAUCGAUUACAUUUCAUGUCAAGAAUAAAAUUGUCAUAAACAUAUUCACAAACAUAUUCACAAACAUAUUGAGAAGAUUUUACAAUAUAACUGAAAAAAUAUUAGAAUUAUAUAAAAUCUAAUAAAAUUAGAUUAAAUUAUAAUUAAAUGUGUAUAUUUAGCAAUCCUAGGAUAAUUGUAAUUUUAUAAUCGCAUAUCAAUAAAAAAGUAAAACUUUAUAAUAAUAAUAUUAAUAAAAUCACACCUCUGUAAGGAUAAAAAUUCAAUUGCGUGUUAUAUGUGAUAUAAAAUAUGAGGAAAUAUAUUAUAUACUAAUUAAACUUACUUAUUUCAAAACUAUCAUCGUUUAGCAUAGCUUACUGGAUUUUUCGAUUUUUCGAUCUUUUAUCAUUUGGUGUUGCAAGCAGUAUUACAUAUUUAAUAUUAUUUAAUUUACAAGUAUAAAUAAGAUAUAUGACAUAAAAGUUGAAUAACAUAAAUUUGAUUGAUUUAAUCGCAUUUUGUAGUGUUUAACAGAAUCUGCAUACAAGAAACUUUUAUAUAGUACUAAAAUUUAUCAUACAACAAAUGUUGAGUACUAAUAUAUCAGCUCCUAAUCACAUUAUAUCAUUGUCAAAUAUUACAAAUUGAAUCUUUUACUAUUCAUAAUUGUAAAGCGGUAGCAGAAUUAUUAUCUGGUAAACGGGAUCAGACAUCAAAACAUGAAUUUUAAGCGUGUAAUAUUGCAAUGUUACCGGCAAAGUAAGAAAUCCGACAUUGUAUAGAAUACUUAGGCGUUAUAUAUGAAAUAUCUAUGCAUUAUAAAAACUGAUAGACGUUCUGUAGAAUGUCUAGGUAUUCUAUACAAUACUUGAAUUUCACACAAUGCUGGUAAAAGUGACACCAAAUGAUAAAGCAUCGUCGAAAAAUAUAUGUAUAACAUCAGAUUAUGAGUUAGCUGAAUAUUAUCUCUGUGAUAAAAAUAAAACUUUACUAGCAGCAAAAUAUGAAGGUAAAAUGUCGCUCCUCACAAUGCACGAGUGUACGCAUUCAUUUUAGUAAUAGCGUGUAUCGUUAAAAGCGAAUAAAUACGUUCGAUACUAUUAAAACUAUAUUAUACGUUAAACUACUGUCAAAAAUAUUUUACGUGUUUCCUGAAAAAGGAAGACACAGAUCAAAAGUUUCACUUAAUAAAAGAGACAUCGACGAUAAAACAUUUUCAUCGGGAACAAUAAAAUGUCUUUCUUAAUAACGCAUAAGCCUACGUAUUUAUUCUCGUAAUAAGGUGUUAGUUUAAGAACAAGGUAAUUUUAUAUGGAUUUGAUAUUAAGAAUAUUUCACGAUACAGCACGAAGCACUGGACAUUACACAUUAAAUCUCAUGUUUUUGAUACCUGAACCUGUUCUUUAGAUAAUAAUUAUGUUAUCAUUUUACAAUCAUUAAUACUAAAUGUUUCGAUUUGUAAUCUGGCAAGACAAUUAUAUAAUGUGAUUAGAGCUGAUACAUUAAUAUCCAAUAUUUAUUGCGCAAUAAAUUUCAACUAUGUAUAAAAGUUUUCAUUGUGUAGAUGCUAUUAGACCGCAAGAUUCGGUUAAAUCAGAUUUAUUAUACAAUCAUGUACCUUCAUGUAUCUCGUACUUGUAAAUUGAAGAACAUGAAAUUUAAAUGUGUAACGUUAUUGAAAUAUUUUAUACAUCCAAUAUUGUAAACAAUAUUUUACAUGUUUCUUGAAAAAGAAAAAUGCAGGUUAAAAAUUCAACUUAAUAAAUAAAAACGAUAAAGCGCACUCGCUAGGAAUAGUAAAAUGUCGUUCUUUAUAACACAUGUAUAACACACGUAUUUUAUUUCAUUAUGAUGUUACAUUAAGAUGUCACAUUAAGAGCGAGACUCGAUUAUAAACUAUAUCAAAUGAAACGUCGGAUACCUUGCAAUGCAGCAGUUGAAGCAAGAUUUGUUGAGGCUGCAAUAGAUUUACAGUAAGAGUAACUAAGACUCAAUUAUUGUCGUCGAAAAUGAAAUUCAAAAGAUUAUUUGUCGUAUUGCUCGUUCUCUCUAUCUGUAAGAAACUUGUGAUCUUGAAAGAUCCUGUUCGAUUUUAUAGAAUUAAUCUGAUUUCUCGUCUUCGUUUUCCAGUAAAUCGGUGAAGUCAACUCAGUUAACAGACCAACCUACCUCACUCAAAAGCUCGGCGAUACUACUAAUGAAAAGAAAAACGGGAUAUAUAAAAAAUAUCAGCUAGAAGACUAUGUCGACCUCAAAAACUCACUGUCCAAUAAUAAUAGCUGUAGAAAUUAAUAAUUAAUAUUAUGAGCGAGAAGAAUGUGGAAAAGUUGCUAAACAGUGUCAACAUCAAGUAGAAGUUCGAUGCGUCCUAAAAGCCUUGCAAUGUGAGUUGACGACGAAGCCUAGAUGAGCAAAAUUGUUAUCAAAUACAAUUUUUUAAAGCAGAAAGAUAUAGAUAAAAAAUUCAAAUUAAUAAAAUGAAAAUAUCGUCAAAGAUAAGAAAUUAUCGUCAAGAAUAACAAUAUUAAGAAAUAAUUAAAUUAAGAAUAACACUAUUUUUAAGUUAUGUUCGAAGACUCGUUAAUUGUUUAUGAUCUAACCAGCAUUAUGGUGUGUAUUAUCUCAUGUGCUAACAUAUACAUGUCAUGUAUAUGAGCUAUAAAUAUUUUAUUAGACUUUAAUAUGGGCCUAACUAAUGUGUGAUACAACGUGUCUGUGUUAACCGACAAUCGACCAUUUAAUCGCGAGAUCGAUAUCGUUGUACGUGACAGAGUUGACCUUAUGACUUCCGUUAGUCCCAAGGACGUUACCUAUGAUUUUCACGGAGUUAAUAUUUAAUGUUUUGCAUACACGACAAGCGCUCGCGAAAGCGACAUUUACGGAAGUCUUUCGCUGUUUGCGCUCAGUGCUGCUUCGCAUGAAUGAAGCGUCUCGUAGAUUCUAAUGUAUCGCGGAUCCUUCAUCGGAAACGUGACUGUGCGCGCACUAAGUACAAAGGAUCGCGAAUCAAUUUAAUUAAUCUGAUUCUCUCGCAAAGUGAUCGGGAGGAGAAAAAUAAAUAUUUAAAAAGUAAUGCAUUAAUCACACCAAAAACCCGUACGUACUCAAUUAAUCAACGAAAUCGUAGACAAUAUUUCGGAAUUAUGAAAGGAAUUACAAAUGCGCGCAAUCUGACGAGGAUCUUCACAAUUUUCGGGAACGUAGAGAAAGUUGGCUUCGUCGUGGAGAAGGUCAACAAACAGAAAGCGACGAUGAUCAAAUCGCGAUCGUAUCAGGAUUCCUCUUGGCCACUACGGAUGUUGAUAAUAUUCUUCAAGUUCGUCGGUCUCGCGACGUUCACAUACUGCGUCGACAGACAGAAGAGGACGAACCUGCAGACGUCGUAUAUGUUUCAGUACUCCGAGCUAGGUAUCGCCUACAACAUUGUACUUAUCAGCCUGAUAAUCGCCUUCAACUCCUUGGGGAUACCGUACACCAUCAACCUGGACUACCCCAACAAAACGAACAUGACCGUAGGCAUCGAGAUCUUUCAGGCUCUGCUCGGCAGCAUAGCGAUUUGCGUGAUUUUACUUAGCUAUUGCUUCCGGGAGAAGAAUCUGCUGCGAAUCGGCAAUCGAUUGACGGACGUCAAGCACGAACUGGACCGUCUGUACCGUCUGUACCCUUCACUACGGCGAGAGCGCGUCUUCCGUGUCCUGACGAUUGUGUGCAUCUUCAACGGUAGUAUGGUGAUGACUCUCCUGAUCGUCGAAUACUUCGCCUACUAUCUUAAGCCGAUAUCCUUGCUGACGAAUAUCCUGCCGGCGUUUCACCUGGGAUGGUUCAUGAUUCAGUAUUUCCUGCUGGUGACCAUCAUUCAGAUGAAUUUUGCCGAUGUGAAUCGCGCGAUACAGUGCCUCGCCAGGGUCAGUCCGCCGGAUUUUCAGCCGCAAACUCUCUCUCAGACUCGUCGCAUUGCUGUCGGCAAUUCCACCGUUCAUCAGCUACUGGACCUACGGGACGUGCACGGUCAACUGUGUGACGUCUCCCAGGACGUGUCGGACUUUUACUCGGUGUCGAUGCUGUUCGCCAUAUCUUAUAUGUUCUUCUCAAUCGUGUACAACGGCUAUUACCUUAUAUCGCCUCUGUUGUUGAACGACGAGGUCUUGGAGUAUAUGGUCUUUGUCGACACUGUCCUUUGGUUGAUAUUCCUCAUAUAUCCCAUUCUCCUUCUUACCAGUAGUAUUACCAAGCUCUUGAAUGAGAUGGCGAGAACAGGCAAUGCAAUAAACAAUCUGAUGAGUUGUAUGACUGACAAAGAGGCGAGAUUUGAGCUUCAACAGAUCUCGCUUCAAUUGUUGCACCGCAAGGUAUACUUUACAGCUAGUGGAUACUUUACACUGGAUAAUACUCUUUUCCACUCGAUGCUGAGUGCGGUGACGACGUAUCUAGUAAUACUCGCGCAAUUUCAGUUGGGAAACUCGUCGAGAUCGCUUUGUAAUUGUACACAGCAAAGUGUGUCACAUAUGAAUGAAUAAUGGGACGACGAUUAAUAACAAACACUAUUUUUAAAAGACAGCCAGUGCAGAAUAGACAAAAAGUUGUUUCAGUAAAAUCAUGAUAGAGGAAGUGUCGAAAUCAUACAAACGAAAUCAUACAAAUCAAAAGAGUUAUUGAACAACAAUCUUUUGGACGCUAUCAGGUCUUUAUAUGAUGAAAGUAUAGCAGUAUGGUAAUCACUUUACCAUUGAUUUUUCUACCAAGAAAUAAACUGCCAUAGCACAUGUUAUGUUACGACAUCGAUUACACUUUAAAACAG
Molecule: messenger RNA, 5181 nt
Organism: Odontomachus brunneus
Lineage: Eukaryota; Metazoa; Arthropoda; Insecta; Hymenoptera; Formicidae
Product: putative gustatory receptor 28b
Exons: 7
Coding region: 3305-4900 (531 amino acids)
Biological process (GO): sensory perception of taste
Cellular component (GO): dendrite; membrane; neuronal cell body
Source: RefSeq, a predicted model, not a curated record